AUGGAAGCAAAGCCGCGUGAAAGAACUUUCAUCAUGGUAAAACCCGACGGCGUUCAAAGAGGCCUCAUUGGGCCAAUCAUAACACGGUUUGAAAAUAGGGGUUUCAAAAUGGUUGCCCUCAAAUUAAUGAGCCCGAAGAAAGAUAUGCUACUAGAACACUAUGAGGAUUUGAAAGAUCGACCGUUCUUUUCUGAACUAGUCACUUAUAUGCAUUCAGGACCUGUUGUACCAAUGGUUUGGGAAGGCGAAGAUGUUGUGAAGAUAAGUAGACAAAUGCUUGGAGCUACUAACCCUGCGGACUCUAAACCAGGAACGAUAAGGGGAGAUUUCAGUAUUGAUAUAUCUCGCAAUGUAAUACACGGCUCCGACAGUGUAGAGGCCGCUGAUAAAGAAAUCUCGAUUUGGUUUGCUGAACAAGAAAUUGUUAAUUGGAGAUCGAUUGAUGAAGACUGGAUUUAUGAGUAG
Messenger RNA from Amyelois transitella, 465 nucleotides. Its product is annotated as nucleoside diphosphate kinase A 1-like. The transcript has 3 exons. Gene Ontology annotation, molecular function: nucleoside diphosphate kinase activity. The record is from RefSeq and is a predicted model, not a curated record. Bases 1 to 465 code for a protein of 154 amino acids. Lineage: Eukaryota; Metazoa; Arthropoda; Insecta; Lepidoptera; Pyralidae. Gene Ontology annotation, biological process: GTP biosynthetic process; CTP biosynthetic process; UTP biosynthetic process.